Rosa chinensis is the source of this 2775-nucleotide messenger RNA. RefSeq names its product serine/threonine-protein kinase BLUS1. Lineage: Eukaryota; Viridiplantae; Streptophyta; Magnoliopsida; Rosales; Rosaceae. The record is from RefSeq and is a predicted model, not a curated record. Gene Ontology annotation, biological process: protein phosphorylation. Gene Ontology annotation, molecular function: protein serine/threonine kinase activator activity; ATP binding; protein kinase activity. The transcript is spliced from 21 exons. Bases 390 to 2513 code for a protein of 707 amino acids.
CGUUUCUUCCAUUACUUCUCUUUCCAAACCCAAAUCAACAAACUGGAAAAAAGGAAAAAAGAAAGGAAAACAGAAAAUUAAAAUAAAAAAUAAAAGGAAACCUUUUCAUUCACGAGAAAGCGUUUGACAACAACACAAACACCCCCCAAACACAACAACCUCGUCGUCAUAUUUCCAUAUCGUUUUCUUGUAUUCAAUGUCUUUCUUUACCUUUUCCUCGUCUUUUCCUUCGCUCCUGUGACCGUCAUUAAAACACACUCAAGAUGCAUCUCUCUUAUUCUUCUCUGCUUCUGGCUCUCUUUGGCAUCCAUAUGAUGAGCCGCUGCAUUUGUAUCUCUGAUUUGGUUUAAUCCAGAAGAAGAAGAAGAAGAACAUUUUGGUCAGGAUCGAUGGAGAAGAAGAAAUAUCCGAUAGGACCCGAGCACUACACGCUCUACGAGGAGGUCGGCCAAGGUGUAAGCGCCUCCGUACACCGUGCUGUAUGUAAGCCCUUCAAUGAGGUUGUUGCCAUCAAAAUCCUCGACUUCGAAAGAGAUAAUUGUGAUCUGAAUAAUAUAUCACGUGAAGCGCAAACAAUGAUCUUAGUUGAUCAUCCUAAUGUCCUCAAAUCGCAUUGUUCCUUUGUUAGUGAUCAUAAUUUGUGGGUUGUCAUGCCAUUCAUGGCCGGGGGUUCUUGUCUUCACAUUUUGAAAGCUGCAUACCCUGAUGGUUUUGAGGAAGUAGUUAUAGCCACUAUAUUACGCGAGAUUUUGAAGGGUUUAGAGUAUCUGCAUCAUCAUGGCCACAUUCAUCGAGAUGUCAAAGCUGGGAAUAUUUUGAUUGAUUCACGCGGUGCAAUCAAACUUGGAGACUUUGGCGUCUCUGCUUGCCUUUUUGAUAACGGUGAUAGGCAACGGAUGCGGAAUACAUUUGUGGGAACACCUUGUUGGAUGGCACCAGAGGUUAUGGAGCAACUACAUGGUUAUGAUUUCAAGGCUGACAUCUGGUCUUUUGGUAUAACUGCAUUGGAGCUUGCCCAUGGUCAUGCUCCUUUCUCAAAGUAUCCUCCAAUGAAGGUACUGCUUAUGACCUUGCAAAAUGCACCGCCUGGUCUUGAUUAUGAAAGGGAUAGGAAAUUCUCCAAGUCUUUUAAGCAAAUGAUUGCUAGUUGCUUGGUAAAGGAUCCUUCAAAACGACCUUCUGCCAAGAAGUUGCUGAAGCAUUCUUUCUUCAAGCAAGCUCGGUCAAAUGAUUAUAUUGCACGAACACUUCUAGAGGGGCUGCCCGCUCUUGGUGAUCGCAUUAAGGAAUUAAAGAGAAAGGAAGAAUAUAUGCUUGCCCAAAAGAAAAUGCCAGAUGGUCAAAAGGAGGAACUUUCGCAGAAUGAAUACAAAAGAGGAAUUAGUGGUUGGAACUUCAAUCUUGAGGAUAUGAAGGCUCAAGCUUCUCUGAUCCAGGAUGUUGAUGAGCCUACUCCUGAUAGUAGUCAGAUGGGGAGUUCUAACUCUCUGAGUACUCUUGAUACGCAACAAAAGCAAUCACAAUGUCAAAACUUAUACCCAGUUGCAGAUACGGAAGAUAAUGAUGUGAUUCCGAACCAACAAGCUUCUCUUGCAUUUGUUAACACCACUUUUUACGAUGCCAGAGUUAGAAAUGACAAAUCGGAUGAUGACUCUAGCAUAGCCAGUUCUGGCCAUGAACUACAUAUGUCAAGGAAUUCUUCACCUCAUAGCCUUGAAAGCAAUUUGAGUGAAAAGCCUAAUGUAGAUAACAUUGGAAGAAUGAUGGAUCCUAUGGCUGGGAAUACUCAUCAUAGAAGGCAAUUCUCAACAGGCAGUUUUAUUUUGUCAGAAGUCAAUGAUACAGUUACAAAAGGAGAGAGUGAGAAACUGCAAAACCAGCCUCAAAGUCAUUCAGAUGGCAUUGCAGCAGUUCCACAACUAGCAGAUGAUAUGCUUUCAGAGGUUCCUCUUAAAGCAUCUAAAUCACCAGCAAAUACUGAUGAACUAGAUGAGAAAGCAAAGGCACCAGUUGUUCAGCAGAAAGGACGCUUCAAAGUCACAUCCGAGAAUGUUGAACUGGAAAAGGUUGUUUCAGUCGUUCCUAUUCCUUUAUUGCAAAAGAGUCACAGCUUGCAGGUUCGUAGUUUUGAGGUGAUUAGCAUGAAUCCCGCAAAUUCUCUGCAAUCAGCUCUUCCAUCACCCUUACCACCAUCACCACUAACAUCACCUUCUGAUGUCAUCUCACCAGCUCUUUCGGGCUAUUCUCUUUUCCCUCUGUUAAACUCUAUUUUGCAGACAAAUAUUAUACAAAGGGAGAAUAUUCUUACUUUAAUGAAGCAAAUUGCUCCUGGAGAUUUCACAGCCAACCGUUCAGCGGAUGGAGGAUCCACCCAGGCUACUAAUGGGAUAGAGAAACCUUUGCUUCAAGCUAAUGAAAGGGAGACGGAGUUAGUUAAUGAAAUAUCUGAGUUGCAUAAGAGGCUCAUGAUUGCCCAAGACGAGCUACAAAAAUUAAAAUUAGAUCCGGCUUAAUACUGAGGUAUGAUUCCAUUAUCCAAGUGCUGGGACUCAAGUAAAACAAUACUGAAAACUGUAAGCAAAAAGAAAAAAGAAAUAAUAUAUGACUAGCUAACAGGUGUAUCAUUAAAGAUAAGAGGCAUGUGUCGUUAAGGUGCUGUUAAUCUCCUUUUUAUAGGUUUCCCUCUAAUUUAAUUAGCUUCACUGAUGAUGUUAGCUGUUUUAUAGUUGAUCUGGAUGUAAAGUUGUAUAUAUAGAUUACGUUAAUUAUGUAGCA